CGGACUGACUCUCUUCUCCAGCCCGCUGUGCUGUGCUCUCCCGCCGGCCGGCUCUUCACCUCUGUCCGCAGCCGCCAGGAUUCCUGAAAGUGGCCACCUCUUGUCGGCUUCCCCAAAGAAACAGAAGAUUAGAGGAGGAAAAAAACUGGAGGAGCACCAGGAAGUUCAGACUAUGUCAACUAAAAGAACAACAACCCAAUUGUUAGCAGAACAGAAACUGGAGUUCUUCGUAUCAUAAUGUAGUUCUUCUGACUCCCUUCAUGCAACAUCUUAGUUGACUGUUUUUGACUGAGUCUAACUGAGGGAUCAAUGGAGCAGGUCGAGGAGGAUUUGAACCUCUCCUUUCUGCUGGAACAUGAGAGAGAGAUGAUCCUGAAGGUGCUGCAGAAAGACGAGAAACUGAGGAAGCGAGAAGAGAAGAGGAUACGGAAGUUGAAGAAUGAGCUGCUGGAGAUCAAACGAAAGGGUUCCCGACGGCCCCAAGAGUUGGGCGAGCGACAGUGCGCUCGCUGUCUGAGGGCUUUGGGCCUGAUUUUCGACCGUGGAGAUCUCUGCGAGGAGUGUCAGCUGCGUGUCUGCAGCGACUGUCGCGUUGCAACUCCCAACGGACGCCAGUGGAAGUGUAAUGUUUGUGCCAAGAUCUCGGAGCUGAAGGUGGUGACAGGAGAGUGGUUCCUGGAGGAGCGGUCCAAACGCUUUGAGCAGAAAGUGCUGAGCAGUGAUGUGAUCAAACAGAACAUCCUGAGCAGCCCGACCACCGCAGACAAAAAGUCUACAGAGACCCUUUCGACCCCCUCUGAGUCCGAGAGACCUGACACCCCGAGAUCUCAUAGGAGCGCAAUACUCAUCGCUAUGGACGGUGCCAGGAGGAAAGGACGGAUGAAGAUGGAUAAAAAAGGCAGCCGACCCACCUUGAAGCCAGAGAACGGAGUCGACAGUGUCAGUGUCAAAUCUGUUUCGGAUGGAGAUGCUCAAAGCGUACGAAGUGUCCGCUCUGCUCCGAGUCCGCGUUCAAACAGGGGAGGUGCGGUGGCCUUGGAGUCCUCUGGGAUGCCCACAGUACCCAACAACCUGCGAUCCCAAACUUCAGACAGAUCAUCCACUCCCAGCGACAACCGGAGGCCUGAUGGAGCGGAGAGCGUUGCCAGUUUGCACUCCGGUGACAGCACGCCUGAGCAGAAAGCUGCCGGCAAUAACAGGAGGAACUCUGGCACUCCCACCAUUUCUGUGUCAAGGGCCUCGGUCUCAUCAGAUCACUGCCGCUCAGAGAUGGACCUAUCAGCUCCUGGUUCUGAACCCAGUGACGACGCCUUCAGUCUCAGAAGCCGUUCGGUUCCCGGGCUCAAUGAAACAGAGUUUUCUGAUGAGGAUGGGGAGGAAGACAUCGAUGCCCUGAUGUCGGCCCACAGCAAGCCUGCCAGCCGACGCCUCAGCAACGCAGUGUCAACGUCUUCCACUCCCGGCUCAGAGAGAAGGUGGGGGUACCUCAAUAUCCCUGACUCGGAUGCUGAGACUAGUAGUAUCAACAGCAUGAUGAGUAUGUACAGUGAGACUGGUGACUAUGGCAACGCCAGGGUGAGUGGUGAGAUCCUGCUGAACAUCAGCUACAGCUACAAAACUGGUGCUUUGAAUGUCCUGGUCAAAGAGUGUCACAACCUGGCAACAGGAGAUGAGAGGAGGCAACGCACGGACGCUUAUGUGAAGACUUACCUGCUGCCAGAUAUGUCACGACAGAGCAAGAGGAAGACAAGCAUCAAGGCCAACACCAUUAACCCUGUUUUCAAUGAGAAUCUGAGGUAUGUGAUCAGCCACUCGCAGCUGGAGACACGAACCCUGCAGAUCUCUGUGUGGCACCAUGACCGCUUCGGACACAACAGCUUCCUGGGAGAAGUGGAGCUGACCUUUGACACCUGGGAGUUUGAUUCCCAGAUAGAGGAGUGGUACGCUCUGCAGCCAAAGGUGGAGAACAGUAUAGACUCCACAAUGCAGUAUAAGGGAGAACUGACGGUGGUGUUGAAGUAUAUACCUGCAGAGAAGAACCUCAUGCUGCCUCUGGACCAAGUGCAAGUGAAGAAAGGAUUCCUGAAAAGCAAGAAGACGAGCAGCUUCACUCUGCCUAAAGGGGGCAUGGUUGAGCUGCUAGUCAAAGGAGCCAAAAAUCUCACCGCUGUCAAGUCCGGAGGCACUUCUGAUCCUUUUGUAAAAGGGUACCUUCUCCCUGAUAGCAACAAGUCAACCAAGCACAAGACGGCGGUGGAGCGACGCACAGUGAACCCACAGUGGAACCACACCUUCACCUACUGCGGCCUGCAGCCAGGAGACCUCAACAACGUCUGCCUGGAGCUCACUGUGUGGGACAAGGAGGCCCUGGCCAGCAAUGUCUUCCUGGGAGGAGUCAGGCUGGGAGCUGGCACAGGCAAAAGUUACGGGAACGAGGUAGAUUGGAUGGACUCAUACGGGGAGGAACAGCGGCUGUGGCAACGCAUGAUUGAAAACCCAGAAGUCCCUCACGAGUGCACUCUGAUGCUGCGAUCCAGCAUGCGCAAGUGUAACACAUGAGCGGACCCAAGCACAAACAGAGAGGAUAAAAGAGAAUAAAGGGGGAGAGGAGAAAGAGAAAGAAGUGGUGUGAGGAGAGAGCUGCAGAAGUGGAGACUCCGUCCUUCUCCCUACUUCUUUCCCUCCCCUGAGACGCCCUGUUCAGAUCCCUUCUCCUGUCCAGAGCAGCCAGUCAUGCCUUACACACUCAUCUACAUGUGCCCUCUGCCAUCCGAAGCAUCUCGUCUUGA
Molecule: messenger RNA, 2789 nt
Organism: Seriola dumerili (greater amberjack)
Lineage: Eukaryota; Metazoa; Chordata; Actinopteri; Carangiformes; Carangidae
Gene: sytl5
Product: synaptotagmin like 5
Exons: 18
Coding region: 310-2559 (749 amino acids)
Biological process (GO): exocytosis; intracellular protein transport
Cellular component (GO): plasma membrane; exocytic vesicle
Molecular function (GO): small GTPase binding; neurexin family protein binding; phospholipid binding
Source: RefSeq, a predicted model, not a curated record